Molecule: messenger RNA, 669 nt
Organism: Hydra vulgaris (swiftwater hydra)
Lineage: Eukaryota; Metazoa; Cnidaria; Hydrozoa; Anthoathecata; Hydridae
Source: RefSeq, a predicted model, not a curated record
AAAGCGUUCAAGCGAAGCACUGCAUAAGUAUAUAAAACUUUGAAACGGUUGUUUUCAUCAGGUUCGUUUGCAAGGAAGGCUUCAAAGAUAGAAAAAAGAUGAGAUCUAUCGCAGCUUUCCUCCUUUUUUUUGCUGUUGCAAAUGCAAAGACUGUACACCAAUCUCUAAGCAAGAGAAGUCCACAGGCUUGUUCUGCUGACUGCCCAGCUGUGUGCGCACCAGCUUGUUUACAAGUUUGUUGUAUGGCUCCACCUCCACCACCACCUCCACCCCCACCACCACCACCACCACCUCCACCACCACCACCACCACCACCACCAGCUCCAUUACCAGGAAAUCCAGGACCCCCAGGACGCCCAGGACCUCCAGGAGGUCCAGGACCAAUGGGACCACCAGGACCACCAGGACCACCUGGACCACCAGGAAAUCCAGGACAAGGAGGUUUGCCCGGUCAACCUGCACCACCACCACCACCAUGUCCUCCAAUUUGCCCUGUUCAAUGCAUUCCAACUUGCCCACAAUAUUGCUGUCCAGCCAAGAAAAAGUAAAGAAACCUAUGGAACUUGUUUUUUAAGUGACCAAGAUAUUUUAUCUGCAACAUCAAUUUUUUAAAUACAAUUAUAAAAAUGAAAAUAGAUGUAAAUAAACCAGAAAAAAUAAUAAACUUUA